Messenger RNA from Salvia miltiorrhiza (redroot sage), 1135 nucleotides. RefSeq names its product CEN-like protein 1. Gene Ontology annotation, biological process: flower development; vegetative to reproductive phase transition of meristem. Bases 308 to 829 code for a protein of 173 amino acids. The record is from RefSeq and is a predicted model, not a curated record. The transcript has 4 exons. NCBI's taxonomy places the organism in Eukaryota, Viridiplantae, Streptophyta, Magnoliopsida, Lamiales, Lamiaceae.
GAUUCCUAGUAAUUAAGAAGUGGAAAUUGAAGAAAUGGUCUAUUCCAUGUGCCUCCUUCUCCCAAAAGUUGAUUAAUUGGCAUCAUCUGCUUUCCCAGCUCAGUAGCAAAGUUCUAUCAGGCAUGUUUUGUUGAGCACAUAGACACCUUUUUUGUAUGCAUGCAGAGAUUCCUAAGAAUCUUUUCAACUUCAAAUCCUAGCCCUCCACUUCACUAUAAAAAGCCCCCUCACAACUUCAACAUCUCUCACAACACAAAAACAAAACAAAACAAACUUAGCUGCAGCUGGCAUUCUCAAUUCUUGCAUAAUGUCGAGGUUGCUAGACUCUCUCUCCGUAGGCAGAGUUGUGGGAGAAGUUGUCGACAACUUCGUACCUUGUGUGAAGCUGAUUGUAACAUACAACAGCAACAAGCAAGUCUGCAAUGGCCAUGAGCUCAUGCCUGCUGUCAUUAUGGCUAAACCACGAGUCGAUAUUGGUGGAGAAGACAUGAGAGCUGCUUACACUCUUGUCAUGACUGAUCCUGAUGUUCCAGGCCCUAGUGAUCCAUACUUGAGGGAGCAUCUUCACUGGAUAGUUACAGAUAUUCCAGGCACCACUGAUGCAUCUUUUGGGAGGGAGACUGUGAGCUAUGAGGCUCCAAAGCCAGUGAUCGGCAUCCAUCGCUACGUGUUCGUGUUGUUCAAGCAGAGAGGGAGGCAAACUGUGAGGCCGCCAGCUUCAAGAGAUUGUUUCAACACAAGGGCCUUUGCAGAAGAGAAUGGCUUAGGUUUGCCGGUUGCUGCAGUCUAUUUCAAUGCACAAAGAGAGACUGCCUGCAGAAGAAGAUGAACCUAACUCAACUAAACAACCAAUAAACUACCAUGGAUCAAUAACUGUAUAAGUCUGUUAUUCUCUUUACUCAAACACUAGUACACACCCAUGUUCUGUUUUCAUUAUAUUUUUAUGAUUUCUGACAAUUAAAAUUUACAAUGUCUUGGGAACUAUUAGUUGGUCCCCACCAACCUUUUUGAUGUGUUUAAGGUUUCUGGUGAUCUUAUAAUAAGAAGUAGAUACAUUUGUACCAGAUUUGUAUGAUGUUGUGUGGUCCCCUCAUUUCAUGAGUCACUAUACUGAUAAUGCUAUCACUGUUUUGCU